CCUUCGGCCGUAAGGAUGAUCAGGGACAUCCUGCUGUUUGGGACGUUCCUGAUGAACGCCGGGGCUGUGCUCAGCUUUAAACUGAAAAAGAAAGACACGCAGGGCUUUGGGGAGGAGUCAAGGGAACCCAGCACAGGUGACAAUAUCCGGGAGUUCUUACUGAGCCUCAGGUACUUCCGCAUUUUCAUCGCCCUGUGGAACGUCUUCAUGAUGUUCUGCAUGAUCGUGCUGUUUGGCUCUUGAGCUCCACACAUGGAAGCCAGAACUCACCUU
This is a messenger RNA of Jaculus jaculus (lesser Egyptian jerboa), 273 nucleotides long. RefSeq names its product small integral membrane protein 7-like. Lineage: Eukaryota; Metazoa; Chordata; Mammalia; Rodentia; Dipodidae. The coding region runs from base 16 to 243 and encodes 75 amino acids. The transcript has a single exon. The record is from RefSeq and is a predicted model, not a curated record.